Molecule: messenger RNA, 3547 nt
Organism: Helianthus annuus (common sunflower)
Lineage: Eukaryota; Viridiplantae; Streptophyta; Magnoliopsida; Asterales; Asteraceae
Product: MDIS1-interacting receptor like kinase 1
Exons: 2
Coding region: 249-3314 (1021 amino acids)
Biological process (GO): protein phosphorylation
Molecular function (GO): ATP binding; receptor serine/threonine kinase binding; protein kinase activity
Source: RefSeq, a predicted model, not a curated record
UUAUUCAAUACCUCCAAAUUUCCACCAUCACCUCCAAUCUUUAAAUAAAAUUCUUAUAAUUAUAAUAUAAUAUAAUAUUACUAAUCUCCCCCAUGUUACCUGCUUAACUGCUACUGCUACUCUCUGCUUACAAAUAUUUUUAUUCACCACUUCACUUCACUUCCAUUCCAUUCCUACUCUCAAUCUAGAUCCAAAAAUGAUCGAAAUUUAACCCAAAUCUUCACUGCAAUUCAUGAAACAGAGCAACCAUGAUCAUGUUCAAACCCCAUUGUUUGUUCUCACUCAUUUUCUUGAUCUGUUGUUCUUCAUUUUUUGCAGAGUUGACUGAGGUCAACGAUGAAGCCUCUGUUCUGCUAUCCAUCAAAUCACACCUUCUUGAUCCGUUAAAUCAGCUUCAAGAUUGGAAGAUGAGUUCAGAACACAAUGUGCAUUGUAAUUGGACUGGAAUUGUGUGUAAUUCGGUCGGGAGAAUCGAAAAGAUUGAUCUUUCGCAGCGGAAUUUGAGCGGGAGGAUAUCCGAUGACAUUCAACGGCUUCGAAGUCUUACUACUAUCAAUCUAUGUUGUAAUGAGUUCUCUACAUCGUUGCCCAGAUCGUUUUCGAGUCUUACAUUGCUCGAAUAUGUCGAUUUGAGUCAAAAUAACUUUGUUGGUUUGUUUCCGGAAGGUUUGGGGAUGGCGGUCGGGUUGAGUUUUGUUAAUGUCUCCGGUAAUAACUUUUCCGGCGAUGUUCCGGCGGAAUUCGGGAAUAUCACGGCGUUAGAGACGUUGGAUUUGAGAGGGAAUUUCUUCACGGGUUCGAUUCCGGUUUCGUUUAAGAAUUUGAAGAAGUUAAAAUUUCUCGGGCUUUCGGGGAAUAGUUUAACCGGAUCGAUACCGAAAGAAAUCGGUGAGAUUUCGGGUUUGGAGAGUGUCAUUAUUGGGUACAAUGAGUUUGCGGGUGGUAUUCCGGCGGAGAUUGGGAAUUUGUCGAAUUUGAAGUAUCUUGAUCUGGCGUAUGGGAAUCUCGGGGGUGAGAUUCCUCCGGAGAUCAAGAAUUUGAAGUCGUUAGAGGCAUUGUUCUUGUACAAGAACAAUUUGAGAGGAAGAAUUCCUCCGGAAGUCGGAAAGAUGACUUCCCUGACUCAGCUGGAUCUCUCUGAUAACAUGUUGUCAGGAGAGAUUCCAGCUAAGAUAUCAGAAUUGAAGAACUUACAGCUCUUCAAUCUGAUGUCCAACAGGCUAACAGGCGGAAUCCCAGCUGGGAUUAGCGGCCUAAGCCAAUUGGUAGUUCUCGAGCUAUGGAACAAUUCCCUCUCGGGUCCUCUCCCGGAUGACCUCGGGCUCAAUUCCCCUCUGGAAUGGGUUGAUGUAUCGUCAAACUCCUUCACCGGGCCCAUCCCCGAAACCAUUUGCAAUCAAGGUAAUCUCACUAAACUAAUUCUCUUCAAUAACAAGUUAUCGGGACCAAUCCCUAUCGGUUUGUCUCGUUGUAACUCAUUGGUUCGCGUCCGAAUACAAAACAACUUCCUUUUGGGAACAAUCCCCGUCGGAUUCGGCAGUCUACCGAAGCUCCAACGACUCGAAUUGGCAAACAACAAUCUCACCGGUCAAAUCCCUAACGACAUUUCAUCGUCACCCUCUCUUUCAUUCAUCGAUCUCUCUCGAAACCAACUCCAAUCGACGCUCCCAUCGUCGAUUCUUUCGAUCCCCAAUCUUCAAAACCUUCUAGUUUCCGAAAACAAUUUAACUGGGAAAAUCCCAUCCCUAUUCCAAGAUUGCCCUACGCUUUCCGUCCUUGAUCUUUCAUCAAACCGCUUCACCGGAUCAAUUCCGGCGAGCAUCGCUUCGUGCCAAAAACUAGUUUACCUAAAUUUACGGAACAACCGCCUCACCGGAGAAAUCCCGGCAACCAUUUCCAUGAUCGGAACCCUCUCCGUUCUCGAUCUAUCCAACAACUCAUUAACCGGCGGCAUCCCGGAAAGCUUCGGAAACUCACCUGCGUUAGAAUCUCUAAACGUAUCCUACAACACCCUUCAAGGUCCGGUGCCGGAAAACGGUAUGCUGAGAACAAUAAACCCUAAAGAUCUCGCCGGAAACAGGGGAUUAUGCGGCAAUGUCUUACCUCCAUGCACCGGACACAUCUACAAUUCACGACACAGGGAUUCCCACACAACCCACAUCAUCGCCGGAUGGUUGAUCGGAACAUCAGUGAUCCUCGCCGUCGUAAUCACAACCUUCGCCGGAAAAUCUCUGUUUUCCAAACUAAACAAAACCGGACUCUGUUUCAAACCCCAAUUCGAAAUGGGUAAAACAGAGCACCCGUAUCGUUUAAUCUCAUUCCAAAAACUCAAAUUCACAAGCACAGAUAUUCUCAACUGUAUCAAAGAAUCAAACAUCAUUGGGAUGGGCGCCACCGGAGUAGUAUACAAAGCAAAGAUAUCACGAACAAACGACGUCGUCGCGGUUAAGAAACUCUGGAACAACAACAGGAACCCUGACAUCGAAAUGGGCACCAGCGCCGGUGACUUCGUCGGAGAAGUAAACGUUUUGGGGAAACUCCGGCACCGGAAUAUUGUUAGAUUGUUGGGGUUUGUGCAUAAUGAUAAUAAUGGGAUGAUUGUUUAUGAGUAUAUGGUAAAUGGGAGUUUAGGUGAUGCGUUGUACGGAGAACAACGGUUGGGUGUGGAUUGGGUUUUGAGGUAUAAUAUUGGGGUGGGUGUGGCUCAAGGGUUGGCGUAUUUGCACCAUGAUUGUUACCCGGCGGUGAUUCACCGGGAUGUGAAGCCGAAUAAUAUAUUGCUUGAUGAGAAUAUGGAGGCGAAGAUUGCGGAUUUUGGGUUGGCGAGAAUGAUGGUGAAGAAGAAUGAGACGGUUUCUAUGGUGGCUGGGUCUUAUGGGUAUAUUGCUCCAGAAUACGGGUACACGUUAAAGGUGGAUGAAAAGAGCGAUGUAUACAGCUACGGGGUGGUUUUAAUGGAACUCAUCACCGGGAAACGACCAGUAGACCCCGAGUUUGGAGAUUCAGUAGACAUAGUCGAAUGGGUUCGUCGGAAAAUCAGAGAAAACGAACCGUUAACCAAUAUAAUAGAUAAAAAUGUAGGAAACUGCAGACAUGUAGAAGAAGAGAUGCUUUUAGUCCUUAGAAUAGCCGUGCUUUGUACCGCGAAGCUUGCAAAAGAUCGACCCUCCAUGAGAGAUGUCGUAAGCAUGCUUGAGGAGGCAAGGCCGCGAAGAAAAGGUGGGAGUGACGGUAACGAUGAUGGAUUUGAUCCAGCAUCCGAUGUUAAAGAUAAGCCGGUUUUUAGUUCGUCGCCUGUAACCGACCUUUUGUAAGAUGGUGACCCGUGACGGGUUUGAAUCGCAACAAUAGGUCUGAGAAGUGUUGGUGCAUACUGCAUAGAGACAGUUUUCUGUUAAUUAUGUGUAGAGAAUAAUCACAUUUGUAAGUUUAUGAGUUGGUUAAUCAUGUGUAGAGCAUUUUAGUAAGUAUGUUGAUUCUUACCAAAAAUAAUGUAACAAUAGCAAACAUUCAUGAGUUCAAUUAUUUUAUGACAACUUGUAGCAUA